Molecule: messenger RNA, 926 nt
Organism: Lotus japonicus
Lineage: Eukaryota; Viridiplantae; Streptophyta; Magnoliopsida; Fabales; Fabaceae
Product: protein SPIRAL1-like 2
Exons: 3
Coding region: 175-573 (132 amino acids)
Biological process (GO): cortical microtubule organization
Cellular component (GO): cortical microtubule, transverse to long axis
Source: RefSeq, a predicted model, not a curated record
UUUAGUUUUAUUUUAUUUGAAAAAUAUUGGCUCCUUUUUUUUUUUGUAUGCACAUCUGUUUACUCUUAACUGUUUCAUUCUGUGCCUCGCUUCUCACUCACAUCACCGACUAACAACUGUGAGUGUGAGUGCUCUCGCAAGGUUUAGCCACGAAAGUUCUGAAUUGGCAGGGAAAUGGGUCGCGGGGUGAGUAGCGGUGGUGGUCAAAGUUCCUUGGGUUAUCUCUUUGGCGGCGGAGAGACUGCUGCCAGCAAUAUCCAAGGUGGGCGUGCUCAAAAUGCUGAUGUUGCUCCUCCGCCUGUAAAUGGUGGGCGUGCUCAAAAUGCUGAUGUUACAAACAAUCAAGUUGAGCCUGUAAUUGGCGGGCGGGCUCUAAAUGCUGGUGCUGCUUCACCACCUAUUGAUAAGGAAAUUCCAGCUGGAGUUCCUGGGUGUCUCAAAAACAAUUACCACCGUGCUGAUGGGCAAAACUGUGGCAACUUUCUCACUGAUCGACCAUCUACCAAGGUUCAUGCUGCUCCUGGUGGUGGGUCUUCCUUGGGUUACCUCUUUGGUAGUCCUGGUGGUAAUUAAUUCAUCAAUGUGACUUUAAAGAAUGCUUUGCAUUCGAACCUACCAUGUGUAAAGUAGAUAGUAGCUUGGGUUUAAACAGUGGACUUGUUUCUUGUGCAAUUAAACCCUUGACAAUGUUGGAGUGGCUUAAUGGAAUUAAGCUGAUUCAUAGGUUUGUUGUUUCAUGGAAUUAUGUGGGACUCGAUUUCUGAAUUUACUAUGAGCUAAACUUGCUCACAAUUGCUAUAGUAUUGUGAUCAUAUUCUAUUGUAAUGCUGACUCUUUUGUAAUCACUCGUGGUUAGCUAGUUAGCCUCGUUGCAUGUCCUGCUUCUGUUACAGCAGCAAUGAGGGAAAAGUUUAUUUUCUUUGCAA